AUGGCCUUUGCUUUGGCUCUCGCUGCCGGCGUGAUGCUUACGGUCUCCUUAGUGGAGCUCUUUAUCCCGCCUUUCAUCCAAGCCGAGAACCGCCUCCAGGCAUGCGCUUCUGGGAUAUUUGGAUUUCUCAGCUUUCUCCUGCUCAGGCAGUUCGUGCCAGAGCCUGACAUGGGAUGCGGAAAGAAGGAUGAGGAGUGGCGAGACCCAGAAAAGGGUCACGUCAGUGAGGCUGCCAGUGAGCCCAAAGCAAGGCAGUGGAGACUUGCCUUCCUCAUGAUGUUGGCAUUGACAGCCCAUAACUUUCCAGAGGGGCUGGCUGUUGGAGUCUCGUCUCUACAGAGCGCACACCUUGGAGUUGUCGUUAUGGCUGCGAUCGCGGUUCAUAACAUACCAGAAGGCAUUGCAAUUGCGCUGCCUGUGCUGGAGGCGACGAACAGUCGGUCGCGAGCAAUGCUGUGGGCGACACUCUCAGGCCUCGCUGAGCCCUUGGGAGCUUUCUUUGCCGUUUCUGUACUGCCUCCAGGGGCAUUGGCUGGGUCUGGCAUGGACAUCCUUCUAUGUAUUGUGGGUGGCAUCAUGACCUCUGUGGCGUGCCUUGAGCUGUUGCCAGAAGCAUUGGCCCAGCGCCAGAACUGGAGCACGGUUGCUGGUUUGGUGACAGGGAUGCUGAUCAUGCUUCUGACGCACGAAAUUGCCUAA
Symbiodinium natans is the source of this 699-nucleotide messenger RNA. Lineage: Eukaryota; Dinophyceae; Suessiales; Symbiodiniaceae. The record is from the annotation of a GenBank genome assembly.